This is a messenger RNA of Branchiostoma belcheri (Belcher's lancelet), 2188 nucleotides long. Its product is annotated as collagen alpha-1(IV) chain-like. The record is from RefSeq and is a predicted model, not a curated record. Gene Ontology annotation, cellular component: collagen trimer. NCBI's taxonomy places the organism in Eukaryota, Metazoa, Chordata, Leptocardii, Amphioxiformes, Branchiostomatidae. The coding region runs from base 54 to 1250 and encodes 398 amino acids. Gene Ontology annotation, molecular function: extracellular matrix structural constituent. The transcript is spliced from 11 exons.
GUGUGAAAUCUGUAAUUUCUUGUUGUACAGGGGCAGGAGGAGAGAGAGGAGUGAUGGGUUUCCCUGGACCUAAAGGUGCUCCAGGUGAUGCUUCAGGUGUCAGUGGGCCACCUGGACCUCCAGGUCCUGCAGGACCAUCUGGGCCACCUGGUAGAUUUGGUCCUAAGGGAGAAAUUGGACUGAAUGGACCCCCAGGACCCAUAGGACCACCAGGUUUUGGUCAGCCUGGUCCUCCUGGAGAGAGGGGCCCUGCAGGUGCUCAAGGUUUCCCAGGUGCACCAGGAAAUCCAGGUCCAAAAGGAGAAUCAGGCAUUGGUUUGCCUGGAGGACCAGGUCUUCCUGGACCUCCUGGUGAUGUAGGCCGACCUGGUCCUCAAGGAUUGCAAGGUCAGGGAGGCGCCAGAACAUUUGACCUGAUGACACGGCACAGCCAGACCACCAUGGUGCCGCAGUGUCUGCCGGGAAUGACAAAGAUGUGGGAGGGGUACAGUCUGCUUCACGGAGAGGGGAACGAGAGAGCUCACGGACAGGACCUUGGUACUGCUGGCUCGUGUGUACAACGUUUCGCUCCCAUGCCCUUCAUGUUCUGUGACAUCAACUUCAACUGUCACUACGCCACUCGUGACGACAAGACCUACUGGUUAUCCACCGUUGCCACUGAACAAGAGAUCCCCGACAGUCCGGUCUCUGGAAUCGACGUCCUCCGUUUUAUCUCCCGUUGCGUGGUGUGCGAGGUUCCUUCUACUGUCAUGGCGUUCCACAGUCAGGGCUCCACCAUUCCCGACUGUCCCCUCCCCACACGGGAACACAGCUGGCAGAGUCUGUGGGAAGGAUUCAGCUUCUUCAUGCACACGGCUGCCGGAGAGGGGAGUGGUCAGAUCUUCUCCAGCCCAGGCAGCUGUCUGGAGAGGUUCCGCCCCGCCCCCUUCAUCGAGUGUCACGGAGCCCGGGGGACCUGCGGAUUCUUUGCCAACAAGUUCAGCUUCUGGCUGGCGUCUGUUCCCAGUGAUUACGACCCACUGCGGAACCAGCCCGCCUACGAGCCUCGGGACGGGCGCGUGAGAGAGAUGGUUCGUAACCAGCAGCCAGUGACGGAGAUGGAGAAGAUGGUUGGACGUUGUCGCGUGUGUAUGAUGAUCACCGACACCGUACGCGCCAAGAUCGGGACGGUCGGGCCGGUGAGAGGAGCCCGGCCUGGCGUCAUCAUCGCAGACCCCAGACAGCAGCCGCCGCGCCAGCCUAGCUCGUAAAACAGCACGGGCUGCAACACCUCCUAGCAACACUCCCCUGUACUGCAGUUUGUUUAGAAUGUACUACCGGUGCUAAUGUACAUGUAGUGAAGGCUAGCUUACAGGUGCCAAUUGUUAGGGUUUGUGAUACCUAGCUCGUAGCAUUUUGUACUUUUAUAUUGUGUACUGAGGUAACUGUAAUAGAGAAUGGUCUUCAUAUGUCAUUUGACUUUGACUAGGCAGCCUAAUUAGUGCUUUUAAUCAGCACUUUUAAUCAGUUUUCAGAUUAAUUUUUGCAGAGGAAAUAAGGGUUAAACACACUUCAACACAAAUACCAACUUGACAUGUCCUACCUCAAUACAACUUUUUCUUUACGUUUGAGUGUUCUAUAUAACUUCUUGCCCCCAAAAAUUGAAAUGGUUUCUUGAUCUUAAUUUCCAAUAGCUAUAAAGUUGCAAUUUGUUUUAACUGCAAUCCUUCCAGUGUUACAGAUUUCAAAGUGAGUUUUAUCACUCAUCAAUGUAAUUUUUGGCACAUUGAUUGGUAGUGUGAAUGACUCUAGGAAUUCAAAGAGAAUUCUAGCUUUUCUGGUGUUUCAAAAUUAGAACUUUAUGUAUCUAUCUCUAAAUGUAAUCUCAGAUAAAAAAUUAAAUUUAUGACUGUAGUCACUGCGAUAGAGUAAUAGUAAUAAUAAUGAUGAAAAUGUCCAACACUAGCUCAUACUAGUAUUAGAUGCACAUCAUGACAUUUCAAGAAUGCUGUUUUUGUUCAGUCCCAAUGUGGACAACUAUAUAUGGUGCUAUACUGUAUUCCACAACAACCUCAGAAAGACACAACGAACAUCUUAUAAGCAGAGGCUUUUGUAUCUUACGCAAGUUUAUUCAUAUCAUAUGAGAUUAAUAAUUGUUAUAAUUUGUCGAUAAACUUCGUUAGUACACCAAUGAACAGAGCAUAAAAAA